Messenger RNA from Aspergillus ibericus CBS 121593, 1446 nucleotides. RefSeq names its product putative 3-beta hydroxysteroid dehydrogenase/isomerase family protein. Gene Ontology annotation, biological process: steroid biosynthetic process. Gene Ontology annotation, molecular function: 3-beta-hydroxy-Delta5-steroid dehydrogenase (NAD+) activity. NCBI's taxonomy places the organism in Eukaryota, Fungi, Ascomycota, Eurotiomycetes, Eurotiales, Aspergillaceae. The coding region runs from base 1 to 1446 and encodes 481 amino acids. The record is from RefSeq and is a predicted model, not a curated record. The transcript has 2 exons.
AUGUUUCCAGAAAUCGCAGCAGUCUCCGGACUGGCUCUCCUCUACCUCUACCACGUGAAUCGUGGUAUGAAGAGCAUCCCAGAUGAAGUCCUUCGCAUAACUCCUCAUCGUUGGACCCCCGAGGAAAUCAAAGCCGCGUACGAAGAAGCCAUUCGAAACCCCAUCGAUGUGCGGAAAAGCCUCCCCCCGAAGCAGAAUCGGCGGUAUAUCGUAGUUGGCGGCUCAGGCCUCGUGGGAAGUUGGAUGGCGAGACAUCUGCUCAUGCGCGGCGAAGACCCCUCCGCCAUUCGCAUCCUGGACCUCGCAGUCCCUCCUCGCGACCUCCUCGACCAGGGCGUGACCUUCGUCCAAACCAACAUCACCGACGAGCAGGCCACCAUCGACGCCUUUGUCCAACCCUGGCCUGAAACCGUCGCCCAUCACCCCCUGACCGUCUUCCACAACGCCGCCGUGAUCCGCCCCGGAGAGCGUCACCAAGCCUUCCUCCCCCUCUGCCGCAACGUCAACGUCACCGGCACCGUGCAUGUCCUCCACGCCGCAAAGCAAUCCGGCGCCAGCUGCUUCAUCUCGACCUCCUCCGGCUCCAUCUGCAUCCACAGCCCUUCCUUCUGGGUCGCGCCCUGGCACAAAACCCCCAAGAACUUCGUCCAAGUCGUCACCGAGACCUCCCCGCUCCCCCAAGCCCACGCCGACUUCUUCAGCAACUACGCCGUCACCAAAGCCGAAGCCGAACGCAUCGUCCGCGCCGCCGACGAUCCCACCACCAACUUCCGCACCGGCUGCAUCCGCCCCGCCAACGGCAUCUACGGCAUCGGCGACACCGACGGCUCUCUCACCGGCUCAUAUCUCCGCAACGGGGGCAGUCCAAGCUGGCUCCCCAACAUCGUCCACAAUUUCGUCAGCGCGGAAAACGUCUCCAUCGCUCAUCUCGCCUACGAACGCUGUCUCAUCAACCUCUCCAAUACCUCCCCCUCCCCAUCCUCUCAAUCCCCCCUCCCAGACAUCGGCGGCCAAGCCUUCCUGAUCACCGACCCCAACCCACCCCUCACCUACCAAGACAUCUACCUCCUACUCCACACCUUAUCCAAAACCCCCACCAACUUCCCCCCUGCCCCCGCCAUCCCAUUCCUGCUCCUGUCCUACCUCAUCGAAUGGUACGCCCUGCUGCAGUAUGUAUAUUGUUCCUGGCUGCCUCGGAUCACGGGCAAUCUGGCCAAGUUGCAGCCGGGAUUGUUCGGUAUCAUCUGUGUGCAUUUUGUGGCGGAUGAUCGGAGGGCUCGGUUGGCGCCGGAACAGGGUGGGUUGGGGUAUCAGCCGCCGAUUACGACGUUGUAUGGGAUGUGUAAGGAUGUGGAGGCGUGGAAUGGGCGAGCUGAUGCCAAGGGGGUGGUGGAGGAGAAGGGAGUGGUGGAUGGGAUGGUGGUGGUGGCGAGGGAGAAGGCCUAG